Messenger RNA from Trypanosoma theileri, 1038 nucleotides. RefSeq lists its product as uncharacterized. The transcript has a single exon. The record is from RefSeq and is a predicted model, not a curated record. Lineage: Eukaryota; Euglenozoa; Kinetoplastea; Trypanosomatida; Trypanosomatidae. Bases 1 to 1038 code for a protein of 345 amino acids.
AUGGCCAGUAGGCUGGAGCGUCUGGGGAGUCCGGCACCGUUUCUGCAGUUGACGACUUUUCCCGCCCACGGUCGUGGGUCUGUAGGUGAUGACUGUUGGAGACACGACAGCGGUGAUGACAGGCCUGCAACAGGACGCCUCAUCGUUUCUCCGGCCCCGCAUGGUGAUGGAGUGGGUGGUGAGUGGUGCUGUGAUGUGCGAGGGUCACCAGUACACCGUGCACUUUCCUGGUCCUAUCAAACGGAGGCUGAUAGAUCGCGUGGUGCUGAAAACUUUUCUGUUACAAAUGGGACGCUCUCACCUAUUGUAGCUGCUGGAAUGGUUGGUGCUGCCUCGGCUACGUGUUUUGUUUCACCUGAAUUAGCCACGUGUGAUAAAGAGGAAGUAAGUGAAAGAAAAGAAAGAUUUUCUUCAUCUGGCAGGAGGUCUGUGGUGCUUCGCGCCAAAGAGGAUGACCCUCCCGUCUGGGUCUCGCCCCACCGUGUCGAUUGCAGCAGUAGCAGUCCACACGAAGGAAAUGAUGUUGACAAACCGUGCUCCACAUUUCACCCAUACUCUACUCUUCAGCAGAGCAACUCACAACCGGUGGUAGCCGUUUCUGUACUGUUGGAAAUGAUGAGUGCAAUACAACAUUCCAUUCAACAGCUCGGCAGUGAGGUAAAGGAAUUAAGACUCACCUUAGAGACUGUAAAGAUAAAACUUGAAAAUGGUGGGCGUGAACAUUCUGCACAGCAUGACACCACAGAACCAUUGGGAGGGUCAGCUGCAGCAGUGCAAAACGAAUGCAAUCACAUACGGCCUUCAACAUUCAUCCCUCCCCCCAGUUCUCCUCCUUCUUCUUGGGACUCAUGUUGUCUCUCAACUCACUCUUCUCCCCCUUUAAGAGGUUCAGAGGCUCUGCUAGACGCGGAUAUCGUUAAAGCAAUGACAGAUGGACUGAAGGAGCUCGAAUCACUCCCUUGCUCCCUCCCGGCUGGACAUCGUCUUGCGAUAGAAAAGUUCCAUAAUCUCUGCUGUGGUCGUGGAUUGACCGGUUAA